This is a messenger RNA of Columba livia (rock pigeon), 1594 nucleotides long. RefSeq names its product class I histocompatibility antigen, F10 alpha chain. The coding region runs from base 103 to 1188 and encodes 361 amino acids. NCBI's taxonomy places the organism in Eukaryota, Metazoa, Chordata, Aves, Columbiformes, Columbidae. The transcript is spliced from 8 exons. Gene Ontology annotation, cellular component: external side of plasma membrane. Gene Ontology annotation, biological process: immune response. The record is from RefSeq and is a predicted model, not a curated record.
UGGCGGAGAGGGGCGGGGCCGGAGCCGGGGCUCGGGGCGGGGCUUUGCGGCGGGUCCCCUGCGCAGCGGAGCGGGAGCGGAGCGGAGCGGAGCCGCGCAGCCAUGGGGCCGGGACGGGCGCCGCUUCUGCGGCUGCUGCUGCUGCUGGGGGUCCUGGGCGGAGCGGCGAGCGGGCCCCACUCCCUGCGCUACUUUGAUGUUGCGGUGUCGGAGCCCAGCCUGGGGGUGCCUGAGUUCAUGUAUGUGGGGUACGUGGACGGGAACCCCAUCGUGCACUACGACAGUGGCACCAGGAGGGCGGUGUCCCGGGCGGACUGGAUGGCGGCCAACCUGGACGAGCAGUACUGGAACAGAGAGACCCAGAUCGCACUGGAUGAUCAGCAGAUUUACCGCGUGAGCCUGGAAACUGCGCGGGGCUACUACAACCAGAGCAGGGGGGUUCACACCGUGCAGCGCAUGAUCGGCUGUGACCUCCUGGAGGACGGCAGCACCAGGGGGUAUUGGCAGUACGCCUACGACGGGAAGGAUUACAUCUCCUUGGACUUGGACACCAUGACGUUCACCGCGGCGGACGUGGCGGCACAGAACACCAAGAGGAAGUGGGAGAAGGACGGGACUGUCGCUGAGCAGCAGAAGCACUACCUGGAGAACACCUGCAUCGAGUGGCUGCGGAGAUACGUGAGCUACGGGCACAAUGUGCUGGAGCGGAAAGAGCCGCCCACGGUGCGGGUGUCGGCGUCGGAGGCGCACGACGGGAUCCUGACCCUGCGCUGCCGCGCGUUCGGCUUCUACCCGCGGCCCAUCGGCGUCAGCUGGCUCAAGGACGGCGAGGUCAGGGACCAGGACACCGAGUGGGGCGGCAUCGUGCCCAACAGCGACGGCACCUACUACACCUGGGCGGCCAUCGAGGCGCGGCCGGAGGACCGGGACAGGUACCAGUGCCGCGUGGAUCACGCCAGCCUGCCCAAGCCGCAGCUGUUCGCGAGCGAGCCGGAGUCCAGCCUGGUCACCAUCUUGGUGGCCGUGGCCGCCGCCAUCCUGCUUGUCAUCGCCGUGGUCGCCGGAGUCGCCGUCUGGCGGUACCGCUCAGGGAAGAAGCAGAAGGGCUACGGCGUGGCGCCCAGUGUGGACGGGGGGUCCGGCGGCUCCAACAGCUCCAACAGCUCAGCCCCAGUGCUCAGCGCCUGAGCACCGGACGCACGGCUGGAUGCGGCCCCUGCCGCGGGGCCAGCGGGAGGAGGUGGCCACUGGUCCCACCGCGCUGGUUCCGCCGCAAUAGUCCUGGUGCACCGGUCCCACCGCGCUGGUCCCACUGCAACGAUCCCACCGCGCUGGUCCCACCGCGCUGCCCCCGGCCGCGCUGGCGGCUCCUCUGGCCGGGGGUUCCCUGCCCUGUUCACACCUGCGAUCGCUUGCGGCUCUUUCGAUUGGGGGUUAUAACCCGUUUCUUUGGUGUGAUUUGGUUUCCUGGCUACUCAAUAAACGCUGCUCCGCACGCAGCGUCCGGCUGCGCCUCCGCUCCCGGCGCCGGUUUGAUGCGCACCGGCGCUGGCUGGGUGCGCGCCGGCACUGGUUUGGUGAGCACCAGGACUUA